Diabrotica balteata is the source of this 2559-nucleotide messenger RNA. The record is from the annotation of a GenBank genome assembly. Lineage: Eukaryota; Metazoa; Arthropoda; Insecta; Coleoptera; Chrysomelidae.
AUGGACAUGGAACAAAACAAUAUGCAGGCAGAGGAUGAAGCCAAUAUACCGGUCAGCGAAGCCGCCGCGACAAUGCGAUUGCAGGAGCAAUUUACGGUGGAAGAUAUGAUUCAAUCGACAUUAAGAGCCCUAUUAAUAUAUCAAGACAAGUCAAAGACAACCCACAGUACAGGGCCACGAGAAAAAGAGCAGUCCUUUGAUAACAAAGAAAUAGCUAACCUAUUACCUGAGUUUUCUGGUCAAAAUACGGACAUUACACUAUGGCUAGAAAGACUUAAUGCAGUACAAAGUGUGUAUAAUGUGCCUGACAAUAUUAUGCAAAUUAUAGCGAUGGGAAAAUUGAUGGGCCAUGCAAAAAACUGGUUUAAUUCCAAAGUUGACUACGUUAUGAUGGAUUGGGAAACACUAAAAAGUGAAAUGAGAAAGAUGUUCUCUAACCCGGCAGAUGUCGUGAUGCUGCGCAGAAACUUUGAAAGAAGAAGGUGGAAAUCAGGUGAGAAGUUCACUAACUACUACCAAGAGAAAAUUACUUUAGGAAAUAGUGCAGGAGUGCCAGAAGGUGAGUUAAUCCAAUAUAUUAUUGAGGGUUUUGACAAUCCAACACUCCAGUGUCAAGCUAGAAUGAUGUUGCAUGAAAUUAGAACCAUUGAGGAUCUAUUUAGCAGAAUGUCCAAUGUGGUAAAAGAUACUGUCCCACAGCUUAAUCAUAAUAGGUUUCCGAAGAGUACAGCUAGCACUUUUCGUCAAAGAAGUUCCACACCAGCAGUGCAGCGUAAUGGAAUCCGUUGUUUCAAUUGUAAUCAAGAUGGGCACAAAUUAAGUGAUUGUACCAGGCCACGCAGGGAACGAGGUUCAUGCUUUAAAUGUGGAAAGAUGGAUCACAGACUUAGAGACUGUCCAGAGCGAGUUCAGCCAGAUAGUACAACCAAUGUUGUACAAGAAGCAGGAGUGCAACCCUAUAUGGUAAACAUAGACUACUCUGUGGAGAUGGAUCUAGCAAAAAUUAACUCUGCGUCUUCAAUUGCAGAAAGGAAACCGAUAAAAAAAUUAAAAGAUCUACCAGUUGGACAGCCGUUUCCAAUACAGUCCGCAAAAGUGGUGAAGGGCAACUUUGGACCAGCAGUUUUGCUAGAUAUGGGAACGGAAGUAGUUUUUCUGCCUCAGCGGGUGACGGAAGUGUACCAACCAGCCAUAGGGACACUUUGUGGAGGCAAAUAUUCUGUUACAUUCGAAGGAGAAGUAGACGUUGUUAAUGUUUACGCUUUAGAAUUAGUUCAAACAGACAAAACAUUAUUUUACACAGUAUUACCUGCUAGAUUAACGGAAAAUAAACGGGACACACACGUUAAUUUACUUUUAGUUCAAAAUAAAUAUUAUCCGCGCUUAAAUGAUUAUGAUGCUCCACCAGCUGAUGAUGAUUGUAACGAAGAUAUUAAAUACCAUUAUUGUUGGAUUAAAAAUCUUUCGCGUCUGGUUAGUAGUCAGUUAAAUAAGAACAAUCACAAAAAAUUUAUUUGCGAUAGAUGUAUGAAUUAUUUUCAUCAGCAAAAUAAAUUAGUUGAGCAUGAAAAAGUGUGUUCUAAAUUUAAUAAAUAUAAAAUUAACUUUCCAAAAGAGAGCCACGUCGAAUUUAAAAACUUUACAUAUCAGCAAACUACUCCUUUUGUAGUUUAUGCAGAUUUUGAGUGUCAAUUAGAAAAUUAUAACCAAAGCAACGUAAAUUUAACUAAAACCGUAAAAUAUCAAAAACAUGUUCCAUAUAGUGCCGGUUUUUAUGUAAAAUGCAACUUUGACGACAACCUUUCGUAUUUCGAUAGCUACCGAGGUGCAGAUUGUAUGGAUUGGUUUGCGAAUCGUAUGGCUGAUGUUGCGAAAUUUGUAAACUCAAAAAUAAAAACAAUUACGCCUAUGAUUGAAAAAGCAAAUGCAAGUACAGCAACAUCGUACUCUUUUCGAUUUAUGGGGGCUUCUCUUGAUGAAUUAGUUUCAAUUUUAUCUGAUUCAAAAAAGAAAAUUUUACAGAGGGAAUUUCAAAAUUUUGAUGAAAAUAAAUUUAAACUACUAACGCGUAAAGGAGUUUUCUGUUACGAUUACAUUGAUUCUUUAGAAAAAUUAAAUGAAAAAGAUUUGCCCUCAAUUGAAAAAUUUUACAAUAAAUUAAACGAUGAAACUAUAAGUGAUGAGAAGUAUGCUCAUGCACAAUCUGUUUGGCAGCAUUUUAAUAUUCAAACUAUAGGGGAAUAUUCCGAUAUUUAUUUAAAAACAGAUAUUCUGCUUCUUGCUGACGUUUUCGAACAAUUACGUAAAAAAUGUUUCUCUACCUAUGGUUUGGAUCCUGCGUGGUACUAUACAAUGCCCGGAUAUACGUGGGACUGUAUGCUCAAGUAUACUGGGUGUAGGCUAGAACUAUUAAAGGAUCCAGACAUGGUGUUGUUUUACGAAAAUGCCAUAAGAGGUGGAAUAUCCGUGUGUAGUAAUCGAUUUUCGGAGGCCAACAAUAAAUAUAUGUCUGAAUACGAUCCUAAAAGCCUUCCAAGUACCUUAUGUACCUGGAUGUAA